Rangifer tarandus platyrhynchus (Svalbard reindeer) is the source of this 291-nucleotide messenger RNA. Lineage: Eukaryota; Metazoa; Chordata; Mammalia; Artiodactyla; Cervidae. The record is from the annotation of a GenBank genome assembly.
AUGCGGCCCCGGUUGCUCCUUGUUGCUGCCUUCCUGGCUCUCCUGGUCUUGCCCGAAACUACCAGGGCCGAGGAGGAAUCCCUUCUGGACAAAAUGCAGGGCUAUGUGAAGGAGGCCACCAAGACUGCCAAGGAUGCCCUGAGCAGCGUUCAGGAGUCCCAGGUGGCCCAGCAGGCCAGAGACUGGAUGACUGAGAGCUUCAGCUCCCUGAAAGACUACUGGAGCUCGUUCAAGGGCAAGUUCAGUGACUUCUGGGAAUCUGCCGCCAGUCCCACACAGUCUCCACCCUGA